Molecule: messenger RNA, 1044 nt
Organism: Solea solea (common sole)
Lineage: Eukaryota; Metazoa; Chordata; Actinopteri; Pleuronectiformes; Soleidae
Gene: gstt2
Product: glutathione S-transferase theta 2
Exons: 6
Coding region: 108-803 (231 amino acids)
Biological process (GO): glutathione metabolic process
Cellular component (GO): cytoplasm
Molecular function (GO): glutathione transferase activity
Source: RefSeq, a predicted model, not a curated record
GAAGAAGAAGAAGAAGAAGAAGAGCUACACGCCCACAUUAGCAAACACAAUAACACAAGUUCGCUAAGUUUCCUACGUGUUUUUCUGACGCUAAAACAAAGGUCGUCAUGUCCACGGCAGAAGUACGUGGCCCUGUGGAGGUGUAUCUGGACCUUCUGUCGCAGCCCUGUCGGGCGCUACACAUUCUGCUCAACUGCGCUAAAAUCCCGCACAAAGUCCGCACUGUGGCUCUGAGGAAAGGGGAGAACAAGAGUCCACACUUCACCAAGUUGAACCCAAUGCAGAAGAUUCCUGUCAUGGUGGACAAUGGCUUCAUCCUAACAGAAAGUGUUGCCAUCCUUAAGUACCUGGCCACCAAGUAUGAUGUCCCAGAGCACUGGUAUCCACGACAACCAGAGAAGCGAGCCAGGGUUGAUGAAUACACAGCCUGGCAUCACAGCAACACACGACCACACUCUACCAAAGUCUUUAUACUGGAGGUGCUGUUCCCCACCCAGUCUGGAUCUCCGGUGGACAGCAUGCGUCUGACUCGUGCUCUGUCUGAGCUUGAUGACACUCUGGAUAAACUGGAAACCAUGUUCCUCCGCAGGCAGCCUUUCCUCUGUGGAGAUGACAUCACUGUGGCUGAUCUGCUUGCUGUCUGUGAGCUCAUGCAGCCUCUGGGGGGGGACAGGGAUGUCCUGCAGAAUCACCCUCCGCUGCAGAGGUGGAGGACAAGAGUCCAGUCAGCUGUUGGCGAUUCCUUCAAUCAAGCUCAUGCUGUCCUCUACGCCCUCAGAGAUCGCCGCAAAGCCAAGUUAUGACACCAUGACGGGGCUUUCCCAACCUAAGAUCGAGGCAGAUGCUGCACAUCUGUGUCUGCUUCUGUUGGAUAUGACUUCCUGUUUGCUUCCCUCCACUGACACCAAGUGCUUUCUUACUGUGAACUGACAGGUGAUACUGUAAGAUCUCAGACUUGUAUGUGCCUUGUGUAAAGUACCUUGAGAUACUAUAUGUUGUGAUUCAUUGCUAUUAUGAAUAAAAGUAAUUUAAUGACAUCUUAAA